AUGGUGAGAAGUCCUUUCUUUGACAAGAAUGGAUUGAAGAGAGGUUUAUGGAGUGAUGAUGAAGAUAAUAAGCUGAGAGCUUAUAUCCAAAAAUAUGGCCAUUGGAACUGGCGUCAACUCCCCAAAUAUGCAGGUCUUUCUCGAUGUGGGAAGAGUUGCAGAUUAAGGUGGAUGAAUUACCUGCGACCUAACCUGAAAACCGGGAACUACAGCGAAGAAGAGGAAGAUAUGAUCAUGAAAUUACAUCACAAACAUGGAAACAAGUACGGAAUGGUCAGUCAUUGCUGCACAUUUACCGGAAGAACAGACAAUGAUAUAAAAAACUACUGGCACACUCGUCUUAAGAGACGUGUGAAACUAAAUCCAAUAUCUAAAGUGACUGUUGAAUCAAGUGUAUCUUUCCAACCUAAACCAAAUCAAAAUGAGAAAUUUAAUGAAACUUCACUGAGUGAACGUAAAAAGGCGAGAGAAUCAGAACUCGAAAAUGUUGUCGCUGAUACCACAUCUCACCAGACUUUGGAAAGCACCCUAUCGUACCCUAAAGCAUUUCCCAGUGAUAUUUCCUUAAGUUCUAUGUCCACAAACUUAAGAAGCAUCGAUUGGCCGGCUGAAGAAAUGAUUUCCUUCAAUUCACUGGAAUAUUUCGCCGAGUCACUUGGAAAUUUCUGGAGUGAACCCUUUUUGGUAGACACGUUCUACGACCAACAGUAUUACUCACCACCAUCGACAGAGGGAGGGUUUAUGUCUCCAUACAUGUUUUACAACGAUGACGAUAUAAGUUUUUUCGAAUAA
Molecule: messenger RNA, 792 nt
Organism: Ilex paraguariensis (yerba mate)
Lineage: Eukaryota; Viridiplantae; Streptophyta; Magnoliopsida; Aquifoliales; Aquifoliaceae
Source: the annotation of a GenBank genome assembly